Messenger RNA from Caretta caretta (loggerhead turtle), 5558 nucleotides. RefSeq lists its product as uncharacterized. Gene Ontology annotation, cellular component: nucleus. Gene Ontology annotation, molecular function: RNA polymerase II transcription regulatory region sequence-specific DNA binding; DNA-binding transcription factor activity, RNA polymerase II-specific. The record is from RefSeq and is a predicted model, not a curated record. Gene Ontology annotation, biological process: regulation of transcription by RNA polymerase II. Lineage: Eukaryota; Metazoa; Chordata; Testudines; Cheloniidae.
GGCCCCGGCAGCCAGGCCGCGGCUCCCUCCCUCCCUCCCUGCGGGCCGCGCUCGCUCUGCUCCGCCCGGCAGCGGGGCCGGCCCGUGGCGAGGCGGCGCCGGGACUCUGCCCAGCCCGCAGCGGGAGCGGGGCUCGGCCGGGCCGGGCCCGCGGGAGCAGCCCCGCCCGGGGGCGCCAUGGCCGAGCGGGCCGCUGCCCAGGCUCGGGAAUGGGACAUGGAGUCCCUGCACUCGGCUCCUCUGCAACCCCACGUUGUCCCCAAGCAAACUGCUGUGGGAGAAACGCAGCUGCAAACUGCAGAGAUCUCCCUGUGGACUGUAGUGGCUGCUAUUCAAGCCUUGGAGAGGAAGGUGGAUUCCCAUGCCUCACAGUUACUGAGUCUGGAGGGCAGAACAGGGACAGCUGAGAAGAAAAUAUGUGACACAGAAAAAGGAAUGAUGGAGUUUAGUAACCAACUAGCCAUGCUGGGAUCUCUGAUCCAGGAAUAUGGACUGAUGCAGAGGAGGCUGGAGAACAUGGAGAACCUGCUGAAGAACAGGAACUUCUGGAUCCUGAGGCUCCCCCCAGGCACUAAGGGAGAAGUCCCCAAGGUGCCAGUGACAUUCGAUGAUGUUUCCGUCUAUUUCUCCAAGCAGGAGUGGGGGAAAUUGGACGAUUGGCAGAAAGACCUUUACAAGAAUGUGAUGAAAGGCAACUAUGAAUCAUUGAUCUCGCUGGACUACGCCAUCUCCAAACCUGACCUUCUGUCCAGGAUUGAACGGGGGGAGGAGCCGUGUAGGGGGGCUCAGGAAGACUCUGAGGAGAGAGUGAUCCCAAUGGAGCCUAGCACAGAAUCGCUGAGCCUUACUCAUGAUACUGUAUCGUGGAUAAAACAAGAAGACCUGUACAUCAGGGAUCAGUGGGACUCGGAGGAGAGAGAGAUCUCUACGGAGCCCAGCACAGCAGACAACGAGGUUGUAGUCAAAGCUGAGGAGGGAAUCCCAGUGAGCUUGGAGCUGUACAGCACAUUGCCUGGACCACCAGAAGAGACUGUUUUCCAGUACCCUGAGCAGGAACCGAUCUGUGACGAUCAGGGCAACGUCAGCAUCCAGGGGGAAUACCCUGACGGGAACAGUCUGGAGGACUCUGCUGCGGGCGAGAGAGACUUCAGUAACUUCACCACGAUCAUUGUCCAAGAGGAGAGCCUCCCAGGAGAGGCACCGUACGUCUGUUCUGAAUGUGGGAAAAGCUUCCUUUAUGAGCAGCAGUGUGUACUGCACCAGAGGAUCCAUGCCGGAGCCCACACGCCUCCUGAGCGCAGGGAGAGCUUCAAGCAAAACCACUGUCUCAAAUCCUGCCCAGAGGUUCAGCUGGGGGAGAGACUUUAUAGCUGCCCUGAGUGCGAGCGGAGCUUCCCUCACAAGUCGAGCCUCAGCAAACAUCAGCUCUCCCACACGGGGGACCGGCCGCACACCUGUGCUGAGUGCAAGAAGAGCUUCCGGCUGAAGAUCAACCUCAUGAUACACGAGAGGAGUCACGCGGGGAAGAGCAGGGGCUCGUAUAUCUGCAACGAAUGUGGGAGGGGCUUUAACCACCAUUCGAACUUCAUUAGGCACCAGAUGAUCCACACUGGGGAGAGACCGUAUGGCUGUACCGAGUGUGGGAAAACCUUCAUGCGGAAGGAGCACCUCCUGACCCACCAGCGCCUGCACACGGGAGAGCGGCCCUACCAGUGCCCCGAGUGCCGGAAGAGCUUCACCCGGAAGCAGCACCUGGUGGGACACCAACGCAUCCACACGGGGGAGAAACUCUGGGGGACCCUGGCAGCACAGAGACGCUUGCACGACCUGCCAGGCAAAACGCACAGGGGAGAGCCUGCGUCGCUGCCCUUGAUGCACAAGGAGUUCCCCCCGUAGAUGCUGUGUUAAGUGCUACCAGGGAACUCUGGCUGGGGACAAUCAUGAUGGCAUCUGAGCAAAGGAGAGAGACCAAGGCUCUGGGUGUUGAACAGAGAACUAAAUGUCAGCAGGAUGAUCCGUGGAGAGGUCUAGGCUGCUGGUUUAUUAGCAGUUGAGUCCAUUCCCACUAGGGCAAAAAACACCUAGGCAGGCUCAGUGCUCCCUGGGAAGCUUGUCGUUCUUUUCCUGUGUUUCUCUCUUGCUAGUUCAUCACACUAAAGGUAGUUGCAUCUUCCUUAAGCCAACGAGAGCUACUUUUCAGUGUUCAUAGGUGUUUGACCUGUCAAUCAGGAUUCCCAGCUGGUGGUAUGCAGGUAAGGUGCCCAUUGGAAAGGGGAAGCCAUCUCUGUCAGUUAACGGAACACGUUCACUUUCUUCUACAAUGUUUAGUCACUGUCACUAGCUUAUGUUCAGUGUUCUUGACGGGAGUGGACAUCUUUCCCUUGGGGCUGUGUCUCGGGCACCAUUCAAAUGAUGGAUUCUGUGCUUGAGACAUCACAGGGCUGCUAUUAACCUGUGAGCAUCAUGAAAUCUGGAUAACUGUCCAUGAGCCCAUUGAAGUAACAGACAGCUUGGGGGACAUUUUCCGCAGUACCUGAGUGACUCAGUCCCAUUGACUUUCCAGAAUGGGGUGGAGCGGGGACUCUUCCACCUGGACCCAUCCCCCAAGGGAAGUAGCUGGUUAAUAUUUACGUUCCUCUGUUCCAGUAGUUCUAAACCCGUGGCCCGCAUGUGGCCGAAUUAACACACAGCUGCAGUCCAGCUGUGCGCUAAAGGCGGGGGUCCAGGGCCUGGCCCCACACAGCAGAGGUCUGGCGUCCAGGGCUGCCACCUGGCCCCAAAAAGUCUGGGUUGGGGCUGCUAUCCAGCCCCACGGGGUUGGGGGUCCAGGGCUGCUGGCUGGCUCUGCACAGCAAGGGUCCAUUGCUGCCCGCUAGCUCCUCACAAUAGGGUCCAGGGUUGGCGUUGGGGCUGCUGGCCGGCCCCGCGGGAUUGGCGUCAGGCCUGCCACCCAGCUGCCCUGCCACCUGGUCCCAUGUGGCCAGGUCCAGGAUCAGGGCUGCUGCCCGACCGCACACAGUGGGGUCCAGGGUCCCUGUCACCUGGCUCCUCGCCCAGAGCUCUGCUCCUGGCCCCACUCUAUGGAGGGGUCUCUGAGUGGGAGAUGCUGGGCUUAGGGGUCUGUGGGGGGAAAUUCGGGGGGAGGGGGAGGGAGGCGUGUGCUGUGGUUCUCAACCUGUGGCCCCGGUAACACAUUGUGGGCCGCAUAUACGGCCCACAAUGAUAAAUAGGUUGAGAACCACUGCUCUGUUCGUAUCCACGUGGGUAGAGCUGUGGCUGUGCGAGUAGUUCACAUGUACGUUCUCUCAAAUCCUCUUUUCAAAAUGCACAAUAAUAAAAUGUACAAUCAAGAGCCAAACAAAGAUACCGUCAGAAACUGACCGUCUGCCAGUGCAGCUCAGCCUGCCAUGCAGCAGCAGUAUGUUCCAUUGCACAUAUCCGUCCGGUCUGAAAUACCACGAUGCAUGGGGAGUGAUUCAGAAGGAAUUCUUACCUGACGAGUUUGAGAUAAUUACAAAAAAAAAAGCUUAUUGAAAUAAUUGUCAGAUGAUUAAGAUCCUAGGAGGGCUGGUACCCUCCACAUCUGGCUGAUUGUGAAUCCCAUACCCCCAUAGUGGAGCAGUUACUGGCCCCAUUGAUUUCCAGGGGACUGAGCAUAGGAUAAGUGCUCACCAGUGAGAGAAAGGGGUUCAAAAUCUAGUCCAGAGGGUGUGGGCCCAGCCUACACAAGCUGGGAGGGAACGGUGGGGCUGAGAACAGCUGGUUGUGCAUGUAGAGUUCUUUGAGACUCACCUACGCCAUGUUGUUCACGCAGAUGUAGAGCCAGAAGCUGGUUUCCAUGAGCAGUGUCCUGGCCCCAGGCUCCUUUAUUGUUAAAUUAUAACAUUGAUAUUGUGAUAGCACCUCCAGGCCCCACCUAGGUCAGGGCCCCAUUCUGCUGUUCACUGUACAGACGUAAUACAGGACAGUCCCUGCCCCAAAGAGCCUACAGUCUGCAAGACAAGAUGCAUCAGGUAGAUGAGACAAAUGAGCGGGGGAGACUAUCCAAAUUCUUAGCCGGAUGCUCUCCACUUGCCCAGCCAUUAUCAGGUUGCAGUUUCUCACGUGCAUUUUGGAAGACUCGAGUUUUGAGGAGAGAUUUAAAGGACAAGGUGUAGUGGCUUUAUGGAUUUUGACUGGGAGCUUUCCCCACAUGUAAGUGGUGUUGUGGGAGAAGUGGAGAAUCAGCAAUGGAAGCCGGCACCAUUGGUGGAGCAAAGGCAGAGUCAACAGUGUGCUGAGGUAAGAGGUCCAAUAGGAUAGCACUACACUGUGGAGGACUUCUUGUUCGAUGCGACUGAAGAGGAGGGGCCAGUGGAGGGAAAGAGCGGAUGACAGUGAUGAGCCAGGAAAAGGACUUUAGCAACACUGUUUUGAAUGUGUGUGAGGGCUGCGAGAUUGCUGACAUUGAGGCCAGAGAGGAAGGGAGAGUCAAGAUGUGAGAUGAUCAAGACUUGGACAAGAAUUCUGGCUACAUGGGCAGAGAUGAAAGGUCAGAUACUAGAGAUGUGGUGCAGUAAGAAGUGGCAAGAUAUAGACAUGGCCUGGAUGUCUGAUUUAAAGGAGAGAGACGAGUCAAAAAUGUCACAAAGGGCGAGAGGAGAGCUUUGCGGGAAAGAUCAGGAGCUCUAUUUUGGCCAUGUUAAGUCUUAGUUGACCACUAGACCUCCAAACGAGAUUUCAGGAAGACCGGCUGUGUUCUGUUGUGGCCAUGAGUGAAGAAAGGCCCCCAGCAGAACAGAGUGGGGGUAUCCAUGUCUCAGCAGCUGCUUUUUGAGGGAGGCGGGCUGAGCUUCCUGCACCCCAGAGAGAGGGGGUGGAAAGAAUUUUUCUGAUCCAUCACAUGGGUCUGCAACCUGUGAGUGGGUUUAGGAAAUACCCUGGCCAGGCAGGGCUGCACCAAAGUUGGUAUUUAGCAGGUGUUUCCCAGGCAUCAAUUGGCUCAAGAAGGUUCGGAUAUUCAGCUUCUUCCUUUUAUUGCCAGGUUGAAGCCACUGAGGGUAUGUCUACACAGCAGUUAGAUGCCCGUGGCAGCUGGCUUAGGCUAAUUGCGGUGUAGACAUUCAAGCUUGGGCUGGAGUCUGGCCUCUACGACCCUGAGAGGUGAAUGUCUACACACAGCAAUUAAACAGCCCCUUAGCCGAGUCAGCUGGCACGAGCCAGUAGUGGGUGUCUAAUUGCAGCACAGACAUUCCCAGUUUCACCCAUGGAGUGAGAGAGACCUGUAUGUUCUCAUACCAUGGGCUGUAAUAAUCCAGCUUGGAUCCCUCUAGAGCAGUGGUUCUCAACCAGGGGUCUGCAUACCGCUGGGGGGAUGCAGAGGUCUUCCAGGGGGUAUGUCAACUCAUCUAGAGAUUUGCAUAGUUUUACAAUAGGCUACAUAAAAAACACUAGUGAAGUCAGUACAAACUAAAAUUUCAUACAGACAAUGACUUGUUUAUACCGCUCUGUAUACUAUACACUGAAAUGUAAGUAUAAUAUUCCAAUUUAUUUAUUUUAUAAAUGCUGUGACAUUUUUA